Messenger RNA from Chroicocephalus ridibundus (black-headed gull), 2150 nucleotides. RefSeq names its product aldehyde dehydrogenase 7 family member A1 (gene ALDH7A1). The record is from RefSeq and is a predicted model, not a curated record. Gene Ontology annotation, molecular function: aldehyde dehydrogenase (NAD+) activity. NCBI's taxonomy places the organism in Eukaryota, Metazoa, Chordata, Aves, Charadriiformes, Laridae. Bases 88 to 1689 code for a protein of 533 amino acids. The transcript is spliced from 18 exons.
CGGAGGGGCGGGUCGGGGGCGGGUCGCGGCCGCCAUUGCCGCGUGCCCCCCGCCGCGCCCCGCCGCCACCCGUGGCGGCCGCCGGCGAUGCUGGGGUUGCGCCGCGCUGCCGCCGCGCUUCUGCCGCUGCGUGCUGGGUUCCCGGCGGCCGCCAUGUCUACCCUGCUGGUCAGCCAGCCGCGCUACGCCUGGCUGCGGGAGCUGGGCCUGCAGGAGGAGAACCCGGGCGUCUACAACGGGCGCUGGGGCGGCCGCGGACAGGUGGUGACGACCUACUGCCCCGCCAACAACGAGCCCAUAGCCAGCGUCCGGCAGGCUAGUUUGGAGGAUUAUGAAGAAACAGUAAAGAAGGCUAAAGAGGCAUGGAAGGUCUGGGCUGAUAUCCCUGCACCUAAGCGUGGAGAAAUAGUGCGACAGAUUGGCGAUGCCCUGAGACAAAAAAUCAAAGUUCUAGGAAGCUUGGUCUCUCUGGAAAUGGGAAAGAUUUUUGUGGAGGGUGUUGGGGAAGUGCAGGAGUAUGUUGAUGUCUGUGACUAUGCUGUUGGUUUGUCCCGAAUGAUUGGUGGACCUAUUUUGCCUUCAGAAAGACCUGGCCAUGCCCUUAUAGAGCAGUGGAAUCCUGUUGGGUUAGUAGGAAUCAUCACGGCCUUUAACUUCCCUGUAGCGGUUUACGGGUGGAACAGCGCAAUUGCAAUGAUCUGUGGAAACGCUUGCCUCUGGAAGGGUGCUCCUACAACAUCCCUCAUUAGUGUUGCUGUUACAAAGAUAAUUGCCAAAGUCUUGGAGGAUAACAAAGUGCCUGGAGCAAUCUGUUCUCUGGUUUGUGGUGGAGCAGACAUUGGGACAGCAAUGGCAAGAGAUGAGAGAAUGGACCUGUUGUCCUUCACUGGCAGCACAAAAGUGGGCAAGCAGGUAGCGCUUAUGGUUCAGGAGAGAUUUGGUCGAAGUCUGCUGGAACUGGGAGGAAACAAUGCCAUUAUUGUAUUUGAAGAUGCAGAUCUGAACCUAGUCAUCCCAUCUGCUCUAUUUGCUGCUGUGGGAACAGCGGGUCAGAGGUGCACGACUGCCAGGAGACUGUUCCUCCAUGAAAGCAUCCACGAUGAGGUGGUGACAAAGCUUGCUAAGGCCUAUGCCCAGGUCCGCAUUGGUGAUCCGUGGGAUUCUGACACUCUGUACGGGCCCCUUCAUACCAAAGAAGCAGUGAAAAUGUUCCUUGAUGCAGUAGAACAAGCAAAACAACAGGGUGGCUCUGUGGUCUAUGGUGGAAAGGUUAUAAAUCGCCCUGGAAACUAUGUUGAACCAACCAUUGUGACUGGCCUUCCUCAUAAUGCACCCAUUGUCCACACUGAGACAUUUGCCCCCAUACUGUAUGUGCUGAAAUUUAAGGAGGAAGAGGAGGUUUUUGCAUGGAAUAAUGAAGUAAAACAAGGUCUUUCCAGCAGUAUCUUUACCAAGGAUUUGGGAAGGAUUUUCCGCUGGCUUGGGCCAAAGGGAUCUGACUGUGGCAUUGUGAAUGUCAACAUCCCAACCAGUGGGGCUGAGAUUGGAGGUGCUUUUGGUGGUGAAAAGCACACUGGUGGGGGAAGAGAAUCUGGAAGUGAUUCAUGGAAACUUUAUAUGAGACGGUCUACUUGCACAAUCAAUUACAGCAAGGAUUUACCUUUGGCUCAAGGAAUCAAGUUUCAGUAACAGCCUUAUGAACGGCCGUGCCAUGAACUCUCCUAGCAUUUCAGAAUGAAGCACCUUCUAAGCCUCAUGGGGAAGAAAAUUAAUUAGCUGAAAUUUAUCUGCAGCAAGGAUACUAAUUCUGUCAAAAAAUCAGCUACUCUAACAUUGCUUCACUUUCAAUGUAUGAAAUUACUGCUUCAGUCUUCAAAUGAGAAGUAUGUGGUCUUUGACAAGAAGGGAGGAUGUCGGAAACUAACAAACUCGGAUUCAGGCAGCCUGGACAAUCUUCUGUUGCCUUAUCACUAUAUUUCAGUAUCAACACUGUCCGUAUCUCCUGCCUCCUCACCAUUUGCUGAUAUUACCAGCUAAUGGUCUAUGCUUCAAACUACACGCUGAAUUUCCUACAGAUACCUGGUGCUGGGGAGGGGGGACAGUACAGGGCUAUUUUUCAAUGCAUAAAUAAAGGUACAUUUUGUGAGAUA